AUGCAAGGCAGCCGGGACGUCCGUCGACGGAGCACCUGGACAAAACACCACCUAAUCCUGAAAAUACCCGCUGCCACCAAUCCAUCCCACCAUCGUCGUGGUAUCCGCUGUUCAUCUGACAUCGGCAUCGGUAUUGCACGGCGGGUGCAAAACCCAACCCACGCAGCCCCACCCAAGGAAGCGCCGAUGAGAGGAGCUGGAAAUCCAGAUCAGUCAGGCGUGAAAAUGUCCAGCUUAGACCUGGCCAUUGGUGGCACGGCAGAGGGGGGAAAGGGUAUCCUGAAGCUCGUCCGUCGGAAGGGAGAAAAAAAAAAAGCUGUUCCUCAGACAAAAUAUUGA
Histoplasma capsulatum G186AR is the source of this 339-nucleotide messenger RNA. RefSeq lists its product as uncharacterized. The record is from RefSeq and is a predicted model, not a curated record. Bases 1 to 339 code for a protein of 112 amino acids. NCBI's taxonomy places the organism in Eukaryota, Fungi, Ascomycota, Eurotiomycetes, Onygenales, Ajellomycetaceae. The transcript has a single exon.